UCCAUUCCCAUAUCCUACCUCCCUUUCCUCCCCCGACAACUCUCUCUCUCUCUCUCUCUCUCAAUCACACACAUGGGCAAUGCAGCACUAUGUGCUCUUUCAAUGAUCUCUAUUGGUGUAGCGAAAGUUUUGUCCACUGAUGGGAGGUUGAUUAUCUACACAAAGAGAGUGACAGCAGCAGAACUCAUGUUAGAAAAUCCUGGACAGUUUCUAUGUCAUUCAUGUCACCUAAAAAUUGGCCAAAGAAUCCCAGGAGUCUCCGCGGAAGAAGUACUCGAACACGGACAAUUUUAUUUUCUUCUUCCAAUGGAAAUGCUCUACUCAGUGUUAACAAAUGAGGAGAUGAAUUGGCUCAACGACAAGGCAUCCAAAGGACUUAAACAAGGAAGUUUGAAUUUUUCCAAGAUUUUUCCAGUUCUUGGUGAUCAUUUUUGUCUAUUUCCCAAUUCAGAAGCCAAGGCAGUGAUUGAGGUUUCUUCAACAAGAGACUCACAGCCCUCUGAGAGAUAUUCAAUACAAAGAUCAUGGCAGCCUGCACUCGAAACUAUUGUCGAAAUGCCACCACGACAUUAAUUUUUUUUUAUUUUUUUUUUCCUUUCAUAUUCUUUUCUGCUCUAUUUUUUAUUUUUGUAUUGCAAUACCCAUUUUUUUCUUUAUUACAUUCACAUUUUGAUUGUGAAAUCAUAGUAUAAAGACUUUAAGAAACUGAUACUAGCCUUUAUUUGGCCUUCCAAGAUGAAUGUGGAAGAGAAAAAUGUCGCUCACCAACCAUUCAAUAUAAUAGUCAUUCUCUACAUAAUUAUAAUAUUUACAGUGUAAUGGCGAUGAUUGAUUAUCACUGAACAUUAAUAUCGAGAAAAAGAAACUAAGAUGGUAUGGGGCACACUUCGAGGAUUUGUAAAAGAUGGUGAAUUCUUUCAAUUUUUUAUUAUUGGAGUACUAAUCUUCAUUAGAGUGUAUAAUUUCAACGAAUUAA
Molecule: messenger RNA, 976 nt
Organism: Olea europaea var. sylvestris
Lineage: Eukaryota; Viridiplantae; Streptophyta; Magnoliopsida; Lamiales; Oleaceae
Exons: 1
Coding region: 73-573 (166 amino acids)
Source: RefSeq, a predicted model, not a curated record